AUGACCAAGACACAGUACACUUUCCCUCCUGGAUCGACCGUCCUGGUCACUGGGGCCAAUGCCUACAUUGGAUCGCACGUGAUCAAUAUCCUCCUCGGCCUUGGAUACCGCGUUCGCGGCACUGUCCGCACACCCCGACCUUGGCUGAAUGAGUACUUUGAUACUCGCUAUGGCAAGGGAUUGUUUGAGACAAUUCUGAUUACGGAUUUUAAAGAUCCCAGCGCAUUUGAUCAUGCGCUUACUGGGGUGUCCGGGAUAGUUCAUAUGGCCCAAGCUAUGCCAUGGGAUCCGGCAAACAGCGAUCCUGUAGGGUACACCGUCGCUGGAACGUUGAAUGUUCUCCGUGCUGCAUCCAGGGAACCCUCGAUCAAGCGGGUGGUUCUCGCUUCAUCCAUUGUUGCCGCGGGAUAUCCCGAGGUCAAUACGCCUUUUAGAUUUGAUACGGAUUCCUGGGAAAAGGCUACACCGGAAACUGCAAUUUCGAUAUACACUGUUUGCAAGACUGAAGGCGAGCGGCAGGCCUGGAAAUGGGUGGAAGAGAAUCAACCUUCAUUUGUACUAAACACAGUUCUCCCAUGGAUGAACUUUGGCCGGACUCUCCACCCCGAAAUUGGUAGCUCAGGCCACAAAUGGAUCCGAGGCCUUCUGAAGGGUGAUCCGUUUCCGUUCAAGGUGAUUCCCAUCCCAUGGUUCAUCGACGUAGAAGACUCCGCACGACUACACGUCAUUGGCUUGCUGAGUACGGAAGUCAAUUCGGAGCGACUAUUUGGUGCUGCAGCACCCUUUGUAUGGAGCGAUAUAACUGGGAUUAUGAAGAAGGCGGAUCCUAUGAACAAGCUUAUCCCAGAGGCACCACCGACGGAGAAGCCUAGUGUGGGAGAAGUGGUCCCAGCUCAACGAGCCGAGAACCUCAUUCGUACCUUCUUUGGACGACCUGGUUGGACUACCCUUGAAGAUUGUAUUAAAGCAACCGUGAAAACAGCCUGA
This is a messenger RNA of Penicillium robsamsonii, 987 nucleotides long. RefSeq lists its product as uncharacterized. NCBI's taxonomy places the organism in Eukaryota, Fungi, Ascomycota, Eurotiomycetes, Eurotiales, Aspergillaceae. Bases 1 to 987 code for a protein of 328 amino acids. The record is from RefSeq and is a predicted model, not a curated record. The transcript is spliced from 5 exons. Gene Ontology annotation, molecular function: oxidoreductase activity, acting on the CH-OH group of donors, NAD or NADP as acceptor.